UAGGGUGGGGCUGCUGGUGUCAGUGGCGCUCACGGGCAUCAGCAAAACUGCGCGUUCUAGAGCCGAGGGCCGCGGAGUCGCAUUCUUGACGUCUGGCGGCGCAGCCUGACGUCAUCAGUACUGGCCGCGAGCCUCCUUGGGGCUCGGGAACUCCACUGAGAUUUGUCCCGCGAUGCUGCGAUUGUUUCGGGCCGCUUCGCAGGCCUGGCAUCGACCCUCUGACUCCCGGGUCCUCACCUCGCUAGCGGAACACUCGGCAGGGCCAGCCGAGAGCUCGGAGUCGGGGGUUAGCGCGGGUCUCCUAAGUCCCGUGUUGCGAAAGUGCGAGCUCCGGGUCCCCGCGCACCGGCGCCCGGUGCAGGCCUGGGUCGAGUCGCUGCGUGGCUUCGAGCAGGAGCGGGUCGGUCUGGCGGAGCUGCACCCGGAUGUGUUUGCCACAGCGCCCCGGCUGGAUGUUCUGCACCAGGUUGCCAUCUGGCAGAGGAACUUCAAGAGAAUCAGCUAUGCUAAGACCAAGACCAGGGCUGAGGUGAGUGGUGGUGGCCGCAAGCCCUGGCAACAGAAAGGCAGUGGCCGUGCCCGACAUGGCAGCAUCCGUUCCCCCAUAUGGCGGGGAGGAGGCGUAGCCCAUGGUCCCCGGGGCCCUACAAGUUACUACUACAUGUUGCCCAUGAAAGUGAGGGCACUGGGCCUCAAGGUGGCCUUGACUGUCAAGCUGAUGCAGGAUGACCUUCACAUCGUGGAGUCUCUGGAACUGCCCACUGCAGACCCUCAGUACCUGACAGAGCUGGCCCAGUACCGCCACUGGGGGAAUUCCGUGCUUCUUGUAGACUUGACACAUGAAGAGAUGCCCAAGAAUGUUGUGGCAGCCACCUCCAGGCUCAAGAGCUUCAACUUGAUCCCUGCAGUUGGCCUGAAUGUGUACAGCAUGCUCAAACACCAGACUCUGGUCCUCACCCUGCCUUCCAUCGCCUUUCUGGAGGACAAGCUACUCUGGCAGGAUUCAAGAUACACUCCGCUCUACCCCUUCCGCUUGCCCUACAAUGACUUCCCCUAACCCUGCCCUGGGCACCUAGAGGCCCACCCCACUUGGGGACCAGGUCAGCACAUCAUCUGUCCUGCAAAAAAGCUGUUCCCUGGAAGCUGCUGGGUCCUGGUGCCAGGAGCAGGUAACUGGAUAGAGCCAAGAUGAAUGCCUCCCGGGGAUCUUUUGCCACAUUAAAAGUAAACCCUGUUGUUCACAAGA
Messenger RNA from Myodes glareolus (Bank vole), 1246 nucleotides. NCBI's taxonomy places the organism in Eukaryota, Metazoa, Chordata, Mammalia, Rodentia, Cricetidae. The record is from RefSeq and is a predicted model, not a curated record.